This is a messenger RNA of Schistosoma spindalis, 4270 nucleotides long. The record is from the annotation of a GenBank genome assembly. NCBI's taxonomy places the organism in Eukaryota, Metazoa, Platyhelminthes, Trematoda, Strigeidida, Schistosomatidae.
UAAACAACGUCGUCAGUCCCUUAGACUUCACAUCUUUUAUUGACUAUUUGGUUACGUUUAGGAGUAGCGUGGGGUAUGGAAAGUGGCUAUUAAGUUAGCAGCAACCGUUAUCUUAAAAUCAAACAUCAAUUAACAUAUGUUCUUCUUAGUGUAUAAACUUUUCUGUAGUGCAUAUCAGAGUUCCCGUAGAUGAUUAAACUUAGCAUUCUCAUAAAACAACAUAACUUAUUGAUAAUCCUGGGCUCAUUAGUGAUUAGCGGAGUUUUCAAGGAGCUGUGUUCUAUGGAGCAUAACAAUUUAGAAUUUACAUACAAGUGGGAUUGAAUGAUGGUUGGGAUAUAACUCAGUUCUACUGAAAUACGAUACUUUAGGCUAUAGUACGCUAAAUGAUGGUCUUGUUCUGGAUCCUGUGUUGACAUCACAGAUGCCAGUGAUUCUGGUUCACGUUGACUUCACUUGAGAUUUAAAUUUGGUUCUCGAAAGCGGAUCAUUCAUGUAGCCAUCUUAGUCAUUUCAUCAGUUUUUUCAAUCAGUCACACCGUCAUAGAAUAAUUGUUCAAGGAUAAUAUUCUAUGGUAAGUUAAAAGGCAACGAUUUCACUGUCAUGUUGUUAAUAUUUCAAGUUGACUACUUCACUCUUUGUGUAUACUGACGUGUAGUAUUUAUCUAAUAGUGAAUCGUUACACCUGUUUGUUUUAUCUCUAAUGAUAGGUGUUCGCUGAGAAACAUUUGUGCUUUCUAGUAGGCUUUUCUUGGACAAAUUUUGGUCUUUUUUAUAUAUUACAGUGUUGCUAGUCGAACAACUAACGUUCACCCAGUGAUAUGUAGUAAUAUUUAUACGUUAUUACGGUUUAUUAUCUUGCCAAUCGACAGUAAUCAGGCAGAUGACAACGGUUCUGAUCGUUUCAGUUGUAAGCCACAUCCAGUCUAUCCUUGCAUUGCUUUCGCCUGUCCCAAUUGCCAUGUAAGCGUCAAUUUCGGUCAUCAUAAAUUUGCAUACAAUAUUGGUCAAUAUAUUGCUCGUGAACGUGCUGUAGCAAUAAGUACAGCAGUUGAUCGUAAAUGUAAUGAUCAGUUAGCUUAUGUGACAAUGAGAAAUUUAGUCGCAACCUAUCUAUUACACAACGGUUUCCUUGAGUCGGCUCAAGCUUUAGGCGAAUGGGUCACAAAGGCUUCUAUCGAUUCUUCUACUACGACCAAUGAAAACAAUGAGGUCACUGAUAAUAAUGACUAUAAUGUACAUCAUCAUGAUGACAGCAGUAGUAAUUAUGACACAAACGAUAAAUCACCUGUAAAAUCAUUUGCAUCUGAAACACCGAAUGAUAGUUGUCCAUCGUUUAUAAACAAGCAUAUGUUUCAAAUAGAUUCAAUAACAAAUUCUACAAAUGGCACUUGUCAUUUGGAUAACGACCACAAUCAUGGUAACCACAAUACUACUAACACUGGUAAUACCAGCAUUACUUUCGAUGAAUCAGGUGGUGAACAGCAAUCAAAGUUGCCAACAACAGCUCCAACCAAUCAACAUUAUCAGUCGAAAACAAAUUUAGUCAAAUCAUCAAAGGAUACAAUUCUAAAGGAUUUAUUUCGUUGGCCUGAAGCUGUAGAUAUAUUACUAAGACGAAGACAUUUAAGAGAGACUAUUCGUAACGGUGAUUAUUUAUCUGCAUUAGAUCAAUUAAAAGCUUAUUUCAAAACAUUAUGGGAAAAUGAUCCAUCUAUUACAUUUGUAUUAAAAUGUCAUCAUUUUAUAGAUUUAAUACGUCAGCAUUAUACGACCAAUUCUUCCAAAGAACCUGUAUCUUUAAACGGUUUAUCUGACAAUGAUAUUGAUAGUAAUAUUAGGAAAACAUUACAAUCUAACGGCUUAGAUACUCAUCGAAAUAGUCAAAAGAGAAUGAAGCCUUCAAGCUCUUCAGAAUCAUCACCUGAAAUAACAACACCUAAUAAACAUGAUUGUCAAUGUAAACAUUUGAUUAACUCUAAUCAUAACCAUCAUUCAAUGAAUUUAGAGCUAACAGCUCACACAACAAUUGAUGCUACUAAUAUUACAAAUAAUUCUAUCAUCAAUCGAUCGUCGUGUUUAACAUCAACUACUACUAAUUAUAAUCAUUCACAUAAUCCAUCAGAUUAUCAAUCACCUGUUAGGCUUCGUUUUAACCUACCAAGUAACGAAUGGAAUAAUAAUGGAUUAUUAUCACCAGCAAUAAGUGAUGAAUAUUGCUCUGAAAUUCUACCGUCAGUCUUUCCAAAAAAUGGUCCUUCCCUUAAUGAUAAUAGUCCUUCUGCUAAUGGUACUGGUGUUAGCCUCGACUGUAUUACUAAUGGUAAUAAUAAUGAUAAUAAUUCAUCAGAAAUCAUCUGUCCUGUUAUGUUCCCCGUCUAUGCAGAAAACAAUCAUAUUAAGACUGACAAUAGAAAAUUGAUUAGGCCAUACAAAUGGAAUCAUCACCUAUCGAAUUCUUAUAUUCGACAUAUUUCAUUAACUGGAAUGAUGUUAGAAUCACAUAUUGAAGGUUUGAAUAUGGAAUUGCGUUUAAUUGAUUCAGUCAAUGAUCUAGGUUUAGGAAUUGAGUAUAAAGGACUGAACUGUUUAACUGUAAUACGUCGUCGUCGUGGCGGUGUUGGUAAUGGUCAUUGUCGACGAAAACGAAUACAUGCUAAUAAGUUACACAGUUUUUCAUCAUCAUCAUUAUUAUCCUUAUCUUCUUAUGAUCGUUCAUAUUCAACUUCUAAUUCUGUAUCAUUUAAACCGAAAUACAAAUCAAAAUAUCAUUUUGAUUCCUAUCAUCAUGAUCAUCAUCAUCAUCAUCCUUCCAUUAAUGUUCAAAAACAGGCUAGUGAAAUUAUAACAAAUGGCAAUUCAAUGUAUUCGCCUAUUGAUGAUGACUCUACCCUAUCUUUGUCUAAAAUCGAUUCAAUUGAUCAUGAAAAUAAUCCUGUGGAAAAUAAACAAAAUGGUGAUUUAUUUCAUUCAGUCAACAGUAAUGGAUUUUAUUUUGAUGAUGCCAUUAAUUCUAAUCAUCAUCCACAUCAUCAUAAUUAUUUCGAUAAUAAUAAUAAUAAUAAUAAUAAUAAUAAUAAUAAUAAUAAUAAUAAUAAUAAUGGUGAUGUUGAAAGUGUGGAUCAGAUAUUGAAUAAUGAACUACGUGAGUUAAUUGAAUAUGGACGUAAUUUACGAUCAAGUGCACUAGAAUUGCAGCGUCAGGGAGUGAUCAGUUUGGAACAAUGGUUACUUUUAAGUGAUGCAUUCAGUUUAGUUGCAUAUCAAAAUCCAUACAAAAGUCCGCUUAGUGGUUUGUUACAUCCAAAAUAUCGAGAAUUAUUAGCUGAUGCUGUAAAUGAUGCUAUUUUGGUGCAUUUAAAACAACCUUGUCGUCCGGUUUUGGAUAUAGCGUUAACAUAUUUGGAACAUGUUUUAACCGAUGAAGGAUCAUCGUGUAGACCAACUAACAAUGGUUCCUUUGCUUUUUAUCGUUUCAAAUCUGGUCAGUCAAGUGUUAGCGGGUUGUCUGUUGAUCCUUUACAAAAUAGAAAUGCUACUACUAACAGGACUACUGCUGAUGAUAUUUGUCUUACAUCUAGAACUAAUCAUACACCAAUUCAUGAAUCUACAAUAACACCUGCUUCACGUGAUACACCAACUACACCAAAUCGUAGUAUAGCUAUUGGUAUCAUGCAUCGGGAUGAUUUUGAUGAUGAACCACGGCAUAUAACAACUGAUAUUCAAACAUAUGCUUUGAGUUUAAAUGAAUUCAAUGGUUCUACAAAUCUACUUCGUCCUGCUAGUACUUCAAUUAUAUCCAGUUCUUUAUAUGUCCCUCCAUCGGCAUUAAUUUCACUAACUGGACGAAAUAAUAAUCCAGUUACUCGAAGUUCCGAUAUACAGAGAUUAUCAUUAUCAACAUCACGCACAAGACCAACAAGUUUACAAAAUUUAAUUCAUCAACGACAUCAGUCACAAUUACUUGAUAAUCAGAGUACUACUACAAUGACUGGUACCAUUACUACUACUGCUACUACCAGUAGUAGUACUUCAUCACCUUCACAUUUCAAUCGCUUUCUAGUCACAACAGCUAGUUGGCCUGUUUCCACAUCUUUUUCCUCGUCAACAUCAAAUAACGCUACGGCUACUACUACCACUACUACUACUACACAAAAUCUUAAUCGUUUCUCACCUUCACGUAUUACCGUUACUUCUCUUACUAAUACGCAUGCACCGACUGGACCGGAAUUAGCAGGAUUUUUUCAUCCAAUUUUAUUUAUAGGAUAA